Homarus americanus (American lobster) is the source of this 7637-nucleotide messenger RNA. RefSeq lists its product as uncharacterized. The transcript has 11 exons. Lineage: Eukaryota; Metazoa; Arthropoda; Malacostraca; Decapoda; Nephropidae. Gene Ontology annotation, biological process: microtubule-based movement. Gene Ontology annotation, molecular function: microtubule motor activity; ATP binding; microtubule binding. The record is from RefSeq and is a predicted model, not a curated record. The coding region runs from base 842 to 6385 and encodes 1847 amino acids.
CUAGUCAGUGUGGUUGGGGACGCCGUGUGAGGAGGGUGUGCUGCUGGAAUCAUCCUGGCCGCGUCUCGUCUGUGGUUCGCUCCGUCACAACAAACUUAAAGACCUGUGUUUUAUACGGUAAUCAUACACUAUCCGGGUGAAAUCACAUCGUUUAUAUGACGUAUUGCUGGAAUCUAACUUUGUGAACAACGGAAUAUGCAAUUGUUUGUUGUAAUUGUGAACUGUGGGAUGAAUUAUGGAUAGGCCAGACCCCAUCAACGACACUGAGCCGAAACAUUUCUGACGAUAUUGCCUCCAUUGUUUGAUGGUUAACUCUUUAGAUGUGACCUCACAGCCCAUGGUCCUGGUUGGAGGAAAAACACCAAUAUGAGAGGAAGAAAGAAGUCUACCCUGGAGGAACCGCUGACGAAGAGUAAGAAGAGGAAAUAAACAAUAAUGAAACGGUGGCCAGAGGAACAAGUUGGGAUGCGGUGUAUGACGUGCUACCGGACAGUUUGCCCUGUAGUGAUGCCGAUUGAUUGGACUCUGUGUUGACUCCUGAAAACAAAAGUGACUGAUUCAAGGAAUUAAUUGAAAUCCUUUGGCUGUGUUAAUGAACAGAAAAAAAUAAAUAUUACGCCAUCAAGCAGUGCAUUUACUGACGAAAAGAAGCUUAGCAUUGAAUGUUGAUAUGCAGAGAGAAACGAAGAGAACUAUUGAUUUUGUUGACAAAAGACGCUGGCAAAAUGCAUCGCCAUUACAAACAAGUGAUUGGUAGUUAAGGAUGGUUGACGAGGCUCCUCAUGAGGACUAUGCCAGCUGGUAGGAUAUCUACAGGGGAUAGCGUCGAUGUGAUAGCAAUAUGGAACGACCUCUGUCAAGGAGACGAUUCAAGGAUGAAUGUAACGACUUCGGUUGGACACCCAGGGCCAGCCAGCUCGCCGUCCCGCCCACCUCCUCGUCACCAGCCCGGCAGGAGGAGAGAGAACGACGGCGACGCAGAAGAAGGAACUCCGGGGACCGUGAGAGGGAGUCCUCGGGCCGCAGGGAUGGGCGUUCUAAGGGCGGAAAUGGACGGGAGGAUAGGCGUGGCCUACCCACCGACUACCGGGGCGCGCUGUCCAAGUUCUCCCCGCCUGUGCCUCACGCCCUCCUCAAGAAGAUCGGCACCAAGGAUGUACAGGGGCUGGGCAAGGUGCGUGUGGUGCUCCGCGUCUCACCAAAAAUCAAGAUGGGUGAUGGGGAGACUGAGGUGGUGACCUUGGACAAGCGGCGUCGACAAGUCACUCUAGUUGAUCCUCAGGCACGCCAAGCACAGGAGAGCAGAGUGGGUGUUGCGGCACCUAAGAUGUUUGCCUUUGACCAGGUGUUUACACAGGAGGAUCCCCAGAGCGAGGUAGUGUCAGGGGCUGUUGUUGAUGUACUCCAUGCCGUCCUUGCCGGAAAUGAUGGGUGUGUGUUGUGCUUUGGUGGUGCAGUCCUGGGAAAGACUUACACUAUGCUGGGAUCACACACUGGCCCAGGGGAACUGGGGGUUGUGCCAUCUGCUGUGGCCUGGUUGUACAGAGCCAUUGUGGAGCAGAAGGCCAAGAGUGGUGCGAGGUUUAGCGUGAGGGUGUCAGCUGUUGCAGUUGAUGCAGCAGGAGCCAUGCUGACUGAUUUGCUUGCCGAAUAUGCACAAGAAGGCGAGGCAUCACCCAGUGCAUUGCUCCGAGACACCACUGGGGGCUACUUGUCCUCAGUUGCUGAGCUACGUGCACCGUCCCCAGAAGCAGCAGCCCACUAUCUUGAUGUGGCUGUAGCUGCACGAUCCUCACAUGGACGCAUCCAAGUGCAAUCAGCACAACAGGCUCCUCCCACCCCUGGCUCUGCAACAUUACUUUACACACUCCAUAUUUAUCAAUAUGCUGUUGAUAAGUCAGGCAAAGGAGGAGUUGUUGGUGGUCGUAGUCGCUUUCACAUGAUCGACAUGGGUGACCUUAGUGGUAGCAGUGGUGGGAUGUCAUUAUCAGCUCUCACAUCAGUCCUUUUAGCAAUAUUCAAUGGUCAAAGAUAUCUCCCAAACAGAGAAAACAAGCUAACCAUGUUGCUGAAGGAGGCCUUGGGCUCUGUGACCUGUCAUGCAGCAAUGGUGGUUCAUAUUUCACCAUCUCCAAGACAUGCACAACACACCCUUGCCACCCUCCAGUUGGCUUCUCGAGUUCACCGCAUGAGACGCAAGAAGUUAAGGGGUCUAGGAGGGUCCAGUUCUGGAGGUAGCUCAGAGGGUUCUCACAGCAGGUCUUCAGGAGGAGACACCUCUGCUGGAUCAUCAUCUAUGGACUUUUCUUCAUCAGAACAGUCAUGUGAUACAGUAAUAUAUAUUGGUGGUGGUGGUCCAGGAGAUACAACCGAUAAUGAACAUCCACCUGUAUUUAUGCCUCAUCACACCAACCAACGACUAUGGCCAAUAACUCGACUUAGGUCGAUGGAACAUCUACGGCCUCAUUCGGCAUCUCCGACGCCUGCACACUCACGUCGAGCUGCCUCUGCAAGCCCAACUCCUACAUCACGUUCUGUACCCAAUGGAAGAUCACAGCUUAAACCAAGACCACCCCCACGAACAGUUAGCAAUGUCAGUAGUCCAGCUAGUUCUGGAAAAGUAUCCCCUGGAGGUGGAUUUAUACGUCAUCAGCCAGGUGUAAGUCGUGUAGCAUAUAACAGCACUAGUGGACAGCAGCCUCUCCUAUCAUCAUUUAAACCACAAGUCACCCUUGGGCCUCUAGUGCCUGGUGAUCUCAGACAUUUUAACUAUAAUGCAUAUGAGGAACCAAAUAAUUUGGUCCCCGUAUUCCAACGAUCCCGUCUCCCUAUUGCAACACAACAACUCCACCAUCAAAAACAAUUAGAACAACAGCAACAUCAGUUACAGCAACAGCAUCUACAACAACAGCAACUGCAACAACAGCAACAACUACAACAACAGCAACAACAACUACAACAACAGCAGCAGCAGCAACAACAACAACAACAACAACAACAACAACAACAACAACAACAACAACAACAACAGCAUCAGCAAUUACAACAAAGCCAGCAACAACAAAAACAGCAGAUGCAACAGCAGCAAAAAGUUCAACAGUUUCAGCAGCAGCAACAGCAUUACCAACAUCAAAAGCUUCAACAGUUACAACAACCCCAGCAACAGCCACAGACUGCACAACAGCAAAUCCAACACCAGCAACUUCAACAACAAUUUCAACAGUUUCAGCAGCAACAUCAAAAGCAGCUGCAGAAUCAACAGCAGCAACAGUUGCAGCUCCAGCAGCAACAAGGUCGCCUUAAUGUAAAGGGCACAGGUGAUGCUGUUGUAUCUGAUGAACAGUGGAUUGAUGGGCCACGUGUGCACAAGUCACGAGUAACUGCAGCACAAAAGAUUAAAACAAGCAAAUCCGAAACCUGGGUUGAUGGGCCCCAGGUAACACCUAUAGGAUAUGGCUUCAUGGAUGACCAUAAGAAGACCAUGAUAGAGCGUUGGGUAGAAGUUCAAACAGCUCAGGUUGUUCAACAACUAGAGCAGCAGCAGACUGUACCAGCUCAGAUACCAAACCAGACAACCACCAACCAGCAGCAGUUUACUCAUCUUACUCAAUUCCGCACCUGUGAAGAGUCUACAUUAGACAGUGAUCAGGAUACAUUAAGCGAGGAUCCACCAUCUGGUCCUGGCAGACCACCUGGUCUAGAUGCAGCCUUACCACCACAGCCCAAUCUCAUUGAGGAGCUAGAACGUAAAAACCUCAUUCCAACUGAAAAUUCUGAAGCUAUACCUGAUCCUACUCCAAGUGAGACUGAAGUCCAAUCAAAAGAUCUUACCCUGGAUGAGAAAAGUUCUGAGCCUCGUUGUUCUCCAGAUGAGGUAUCGGGAGCAGAUGAGCCUUCUAUAGAUGAUAUCUGCUCACAGUGUGAGGCUUUGGCUGAAGAGUGUGAAGAAUUAAGUUCUCUACUGUCAUGUGAAGAAGAAGAAUGCAAGCGGCAAGCACACUUAGGCCUUGCCACAGUCUUGGAGGAACCAGAAUUAGAAGCAGCAAUUACAGCUGCAGAUCUGCAUAAAGAAGAGCAAGAGCAGGAAUAUGAAACUGGCCAUGAAGUGGACGAGGAGAUGAGCACAACUCCAAGGAGAGGCUGGGUCAGGCGUUCUUUGGCUUCCUCAGGAACACACCAUUCGACUGAACUGAUAGAGGUGCAAGUCCCAGACUAUCCUGUGGUUACCGUUGACUGUUGUAUACAGGUUUGUGAAGAAGACAUUGUUAGAGCCUUGUCAGACACCCCAUGCCAGAGUGAAGUUAUGAGUGUUGAAACUAGUGAUGAUCACCCACUAAGGGUCCUGUCAGAAGAAAAUCUCACAUGUGCUUCUACAUUUACUGAUUCGUACUCCCAGAUGGGUGAGACAGGUGAUGAAGACGACUCUGAUGACGAUGACUCGCGACCAUUUAGUCUGUUUGAGGUUACUGAUUAUGGUCGAGUGUGUCAGGACCUCAGCUUAGCACUUCAGUCAGAUGUAGCCAAUAGGAAUCUUCACGAACUAGCCAAGAUUCACGAUUUGUAUAGAACACUCGCCCGUCAAAGUCCAAGAGUUCACACAGGAGGCUCACGACUUCAAGCUGCUACACUGGCAGAAAUUCUAACCAACAGUCAUGACUCAUUACUAGAGGAUCAGAAACCUCCACUCGAAGACGACAGCAUAUGUAGUGAACCUGCACAUGCCGACGAGAAACUGUGUCGCCAUUGUAACAAGAAACAGCUUCGUCACGGUGAUAGUAUUCUUAAAUUAGAGUCUGCUUUCAGAAGCAAAUCACAGUGGCUGAGUCGACAUUUGGAAACAUUGGAGGAUUCUGCUAGUGAUAAGUGCAUUGGAACUGACGACCUAGAUUUUCCUGACGAACACUGCACUUGUGAUGUACAAAGUGAUCUUGUACCAUACAUCCCAUCAAUGUUUUUCAAUUUUUCUUCCGUGCAUAACCCCGAUGACGCGUCAGAUUCUAAUCUGACACGUCAAGCUUCAGAAGCUAGUCUGCAUUUAAAGGAUGCACCAUUAGCAGAUUCAACAGAAAAGCUGACUGACAGAGUCCCCAUAAAUGGAGUGUCGUUACCCGAGUUUAUAGAGGACGUUGAAGCUAAUGUCGUACUUUGCAACCCAGUGCAAUAUGAUUAUAGCAAAGAUGAAGAUGUAAUAGAUAUUAAUGAUGAGCGAACAGUGACUGGGAAGAGUGAUAAUGAGAGUGACUGUGUUAGUAAUAUAAGUGAAGACUCAGAGUAUAUGAUGCAAACUUCUAAACUUUCCAAAUUCCUUUGUGUAGGUGUUGGUAGAAGUAAAUCGAAAACUCCUUACAAAGUAGCAAAGCAAAAUAAUAAUAAGAUAGUAGAAAAUAAGAAAAAUAUGGCAAAAAUAAAAGAAUCUAAAGUUAAAAACCCAGCCAAAGGUAGAGAAAAUUCUAAAUCUCCUGAUCGCAAUUCAAAAAACUUGAUAAAGUCUCCCUCCCGAGUGGUCUCACAAAGUGCAGCGAAACAAAGUGUUAGCAGACGAGGUGACAAUGCAUCCGUGCGCACACGCUGGGGUAAAUCUGCCCGUGUUGGAGCAGCCAAACCCCCAGCUGUGGGCACCAGGGGUAACUAUCGGUAUACGUGCACCCUGAUGUAUCCCCCCGAUGCUCCUACACCCACCGAAGGAUAUGACUCUGGUCACGAUUCCGGUGCAGCUACCCAGGGUAGUGCUACUCCUUUGGAAAAUAAUGAAGCUUGGAGAACUACCCAAAAUCUCCAGCCACACCAGCAUCAUCAUCAUCAUCAGCACCACCACCCAGCAGCAAACAGUGGAUCUCUUGGCACUAACCCUUCCUUGGGCGAGUCUUCUGGAUACGAGAGUAUCCCAAGAGACUCGGAGUGCUCCUCAUUCAGCUCUUCUCAAGACUCAGAGAUGGAUGAUGAACACCGUAGGGAUGCCCAGGCACAUUCUCAAGCUUUUUUGCAUCCUCAGACUCCUCCAAAACCACAAGUUGUAAAUGCUUCAUCUAAAGUGCAGGUUGAAGAAUGGUCUGAGGAGGAUGUAAAAAGGUACGAAGGCCGACCUUCUGCUGCUGAAAUUCCUCAGAUGAGGGCAUCUCGUCAGCAGAUUCUUUCUCUGAAAUCGGCUCAGAGGUCAUUAAAAGUUGACUUAGCACAAGCUAAGGGAAACCUUAAUGUUCCUUCUGAUUCCUGGAGCUACGAACUACACGUAAAGGAGGAUUCGCCACUGGAUCAUCGCACUUUUGUGGAAGCACUCGCGAGGGAGACGGUCAUCUUGCAAAAGCGCGUAGCAGCCGCCCGGAGUCGUGUCCUUAUUGUUACAGCUUUCCUGCCUAAAGAACGACUUGAAACUCUUAUUAACUGACAUUGGGGGCUGUUUAAGCGCAUUGUUCUCCAUCUUUUUAUUUUAUUUUAUUUUUUACUGUUCAUCAAUUCACAAGGUCAGAAUUAUUAUGUUAGGUAACAGCAAAUAUAUAUAUAUAUAUAUACAGUACAUAUAAUUAUGAAACUAUUGACUUCAUUCCCUUGACAUUCAUGUACACAUGCAUCUUGAUAUUAAAAUAUUUGGCAAGUUGAAAUUAUCAUAUGUUUGCCCAACUCAGGUCGUGUAUGUACAUCAAGACGUAAGGCUUAGUAUGUGUAGUAAUGAAGAAUAUAGAAAUUUAUCACAAGAGUAAGGUGGGAAAAAUUUAAUUCUUAUCCUAUCUUCUGUUAUGGUUUUUGUAAUUAAUUUUGAAAACAAAAUUUAAGAUUCUGAAGAAUUUGUGUUCUUUAUCAGCCAAGUUAAAUUUAUUGAUGUUAUAUCAUUAUUUUUUGUCUGACAUUGGUCACUUAAUUUAUUUGGAUUAUUUCCAACAUUAGAUUAUUUAAAUUUCUUGCCCAACACCACUAAUUCAAUUUAUGGUUGAACAUUUAAUGUUUGACAUCAGCAAAUUUAAGUUUAUUGUUCGAUAUAAGCUAAUUUAAACUGCCAGAAAUAUGUUGGGGAGACAACUUAGCAAAGAAAAUAGUUUUUAAUUUAUUUGUAUUCUUGGUACCAACAACAGUCCCAGUUGAUGUACUUGUGGCAAUAGAAAGAAAAAUGAUGCUAUAGGGUAAACAAUUUAAAAUUGUUCAUUGAUCAGUAUUCUCAAAGCAAAAUGGUAUGCCAUGUUAGUGAAAAGGAAAUGCUUUAAGCACUGAUUGGUCCAUAAUAAAAUAGUCUUAUUAUGCAAGAAUUGUUGUAGAUGUUUGAAAAUAAUUUUGUUCCAUUUUUCUCUCUUUUUUGUGAUCAAGGUUCAAUUUUGUAUAUUGUUUAGUCUAAGUCAAUAGAUUAGCUUUUUGGUGAAUGUGAUUCUUAUUGUAUAUUUGUGAGCAACUGUUUCUUGCAUACAGGUGAUUAUGCAGGAUUAUCUCAGUUGGAUAAUGUGUGAUUUACUUAAAUCAAAUGCACAGAAUACACAUUAAUAUAUAUUGAAUGUACAUUGGUAGAUAGUGACAUACAUAGUGAGGUUUGUCCACAAGCAGAAAUUACACAGAGAGGUAUGUAUGAACUGAUAUCUCUUUUCUAUAUUUAUAAAGUGGUCUUUUGCCAACAUAGUCAUGUAUUGUGUAAAAUAAAUGAUUGUUUAGUUAAA